CAGAACACGUAUGACCGCUGCCCCAUGGAGCUGGUCCGCUGCAUCCGGCACAUUCUGUACAACGAACAGAGGCUAGUCCGAGAAGCCAACAAUGGCAGCUCUCCCGCCGGAAGCCUGGCCGACGCCAUGUCCCAGAAGCACCUUCAGAUCAACCAGACGUUCGAGGAGCUGCGGCUGGUCACGCAGGACACGGAGAAUGAGCUGAAGAAGUUGCAGCAGACCCAGGAGUACUUCAUCAUCCAGUACCAGGAGAGCCUGAGGAUCCGCGCUCAGUUGGACCAGGUGUCCCAGAUGAGCCCCCAGGAGCGCCUGAGCCGGGAGCCGGCCCUCCAGCAGAAGCAGGUGGCCCUGGAGGCCUGGCUGCAGCGUGAGGCCCAGACGCUGCAACAGUACCGCGUGGAGCUGGCUGAGAAGCACCAGAAGACCCUGCAGCUGCUACGGAAGCAGCAGACCAUCAUCCUGGAUGACGAGCUGAUCCAGUGGAAGCGGCGGCAGCAGCUGGCGGGGAAUGGCGGGCCCCCCGAGGGUAGCCUGGACGUGCUGCAGUCCUGGUGCGAGAAGCUGGCUGAGAUCAUCUGGCAGAACCGGCAGCAGAUCCGCAGGGCUGAGCACCUGUGCCAGCAGCUGCCCAUCCCCGGCCCCGUGGAGGAGAUGCUGGCUGAGGUCAACGCCACUAUCACGGACAUCAUUUCCGCCCUGGUGACCAGCACGUUCAUCAUCGAGAAGCAGCCCCCUCAGGUCCUGAAGACCCAGACCAAGUUUGCGGCCACCGUGCGCCUGCUGGUGGGCGGGAAGCUGAACGUGCACAUGAACCCCCCGCAGGUGAAGGCCACCAUCAUCAGCGAGCAGCAGGCCAAGUCCCUGCUCAAGAACGAGAACACCCGCAAUGAGAGCAGCGGUGAGAUUCUGAACAAUUGCUGCGUGAUGGAAUAUCACCAGGCCACAGGCACCCUCAGCGCCCACUUCAGGAACAUGUCCCUGAAGAGGAUCAAGCGUGCUGAUCGGCGGGGCGCAGAGUCUGUGACAGAGGAGAAGUUCACGGUUCUGUUUGAAUCUCAGUUCAGUGUUGGCAGCAAUGAGCUCGUGUUUCAGGUGAAGACUCUGUCCCUACCGGUGGUUGUCAUCGUCCAUGGCAGCCAGGACCACAAUGCCACUGCCACUGUGCUUUGGGACAAUGCCUUUGCCGAGCCGGGCAGGGUGCCGUUUGCCGUGCCUGACAAAGUGCGGUGGCCGCAGCUGUGCGAAGCGCUCAACAUGAAGUUCAAGGCCGAAGUGCAGAGCAGCCGCGGCCUGACCCAGGAGAACCUCGUGUUCCUGGCACAGAAGCUGUUCAACGGCAGCGGCGGCCACCUGGAGGACUACAGCGGCAUGUCCGUGUCCUGGGCCCAGUUCAACAGGGAGAACCUUCCGGGCUGGAACUACACCUUCUGGCAGUGGUUCGAUGGGGUGAUGGAGGUUCUGAAGAAACACCACAAGCCCCACUGGAAUGAUGGGGCCAUCCUAGGUUUUGUGAAUAAGCAACAAGCCCAUGACCUGCUCAUCAACAAGCCCGAUGGGACCUUCUUGUUACGCUUUAGUGACUCCGAAAUCGGGGGCAUCACCAUUGCCUGGAAGUUUGACUCCCCCGACCGCAACCUGUGGAACCUGAAGCCAUUCACCACGCGGGACUUCUCCAUCAGGUCCCUGGCCGACCGGCUGGGCGACCUGAGCUAUCUCAUCUACGUGUUUCCCGAUCGCCCCAAGGACGAGGUCUUCUCCAAGUACUACACUCCUGUGCUUGCCAAAGCAGGCGACGGAUACGUAAAGCCACAGAUCAAGCAAGUGGUCCCUGAGUUUGUGAGCGCAUCUGCAGAUGCUGGGGCCAGCGCCACGUACGUGGACCAGGCGCCCUCCCCGGCUGUGUGCCCCCAGGCUCACUAUAACAUGUACCCCCAGAACCCUGACCCCGCCCUCGACCAGGAUGGGGAAUUCGACCUGGAUGAGACCAUGGACGUGGCACGGCAUGUGGAGGAACUCCUGCGCCGGCCGAUGGACAGCCUGGACCCCCGCCUGUCCCCCCCAGCCGCGGCGCUCUUCACCUCCGCCAGGGGCUCCCUCCCAUGAGUACUGCGUCCCAGGCUUCUCUCUGGAAACGGGAAUUCAGCGUGGAGACCUCGGGCUCCUUGUGGCUUUAGCAUCGCUGCACAUUCUGACGCCCUUGCAGCCUGCCCGUGUACCAGGGCGUGCAUGCAUAUGUGUGUGUGUGUUGUGUGUGUGCACAUGCACCUGCCUCGCCUGCACUGGGUGUG
Molecule: messenger RNA, 2288 nt
Organism: Carlito syrichta (Philippine tarsier)
Lineage: Eukaryota; Metazoa; Chordata; Mammalia; Primates; Tarsiidae
Product: signal transducer and activator of transcription 5A
Exons: 16
Coding region: 25-2103 (692 amino acids)
Biological process (GO): growth hormone receptor signaling pathway via JAK-STAT; regulation of transcription by RNA polymerase II; defense response
Molecular function (GO): DNA-binding transcription factor activity, RNA polymerase II-specific; RNA polymerase II cis-regulatory region sequence-specific DNA binding
Source: RefSeq, a predicted model, not a curated record